AUGGACGUCCUGGAGACCUCUAAGCUGCUGGAUGAGGAACUGUAUUCACGACAGCUGUAUGUACUGGGCUCGGCAGCCAUGCAAAGGAUUCAGGGAGCCAAGGUCCUGCUGUCAGGCUUGCAGGGUCUGGGGGCUGAGGUGGCCAAGAACCUGGUGCUGAUGGGUGUGGGCAGUCUCACUCUGCAUGAUCCUCACCCCACUUGCUGGUCGGAUCUCACUGCCCAGUUCUUCCUUUCAGAGCACGACUUGGGGAAGAACAGGGCUGAGGCCUCUCAAGAGCCAAUAGCUCAGCUCAAUGGAGCUGUCCGGGUCUGUGUCCACAUGGGCGCCAUCACAGAGGAUCUGCUGCUGGACUUCCAGGUGGUGGUGUUGACUGCCUCGGAACUGGAGGAGCAGUUGAAGGUGGGUAGAUUCUGCCACCAGCAUGGAAUCUGCUUCAUGAUGGCUAAUACGCGAGGUCUUGUGGGGCAGUUGUUCUGUGACUUUGGUGAGGACUUCACUGUGCAGGACCCCGCAGAGGCAGAACCCCUGGUGGCUGCCAUCCAGCACAUCUCCCAGGGCUCUCCUGGUGUUGUCACUUUGAGAGAAGUUGAUAUUCACAACUUCCAAGAUGGGGACCAGGUGACUUUCUCAGGCAUUGAGGGCAUGGUUGAGCUUAAUGGUUGUACUCAGCCCAUCCACAUACAGGAAGACAGAACUUUGAAGAUUGGGGACACAACAACAUUUUCCCGUUAUCUUCGUGGUGGCACUAUUACUGAAGUCAAGAAACCCAAGACUGUGCACCAUGAAUCCCUGACUACAGCCCUGCUCCAUCCCCGUAUGGUGGCCCAGAGUCCGCAGGAAGUCCACCGUGCCCACUGCCUGCACCAGGCCUUCCGUGCACUGCACCAGUUCCAGGCUCACACUGGCCACCUGCCCAAACCGUGGCAUCCUGGUGAUGCAGAGGCUGUAGUGCGCCUGGCCCGGUGCCUGGAACCAUUGCAGGGAACACAGGAAGAGCCGCUAGAUGAAGCUCUGGUGCGGACAGUUGCCCUGUGUAGUGCCGGUGACCUGAGCCCCAUGGCAGCCAUUCUGGGUGCGUUAACUGCCCAGGAGGUGCUGAAGGCAAUCUCUGGGAAGUUCACACCCCUGGACCAGUGGCUGUAUUUUGAUGCCCUUGAUUGCCUUCCAGAAGAUGCAGAAUCCCUUCUCAGUCCCAAGGAUUGUGCUCCAAGAAGCUGCCGCUAUGCUGGGCAAAUUGCAGUAUUUGGGGCUAGUUUUCAGGAGAAGCUGAGCCGCCAGCACUACCUCCUGGUGGGCGCUGGUGCGAUUGGCUGUGAGCUGCUCAAAGGCUUUGCCCUAAUGGGCCUGGGGGCCAACGGCAGCGGAAGCAUUACCAUCGCUGACAUGGAUCACAUAGAACGCUCCAACCUCAGCCGUCAGUUCCUCUUCAGGCCCCUGGACAUUGGUAGUUCCAAGGCAAAAGUGGCUGCAGAGGCUGCCAGUCGCCUGAACCGAGGCUUGCAGAUAACCCCACUCACCCACCCAGUGGACCGUACCACAGAGCACAUCUUUGGGGACAGCUUCUUCUCCCGCGUGGAUGGUGUGGCUGCAGCCCUAGACAGUUUCCAGGCCAGACGCUAUGUGGCUGCUCGCUGCACCCACUAUCUGAAGCCACUGCUGGAGGCAGGUACACUGGGCACCUGGGGCAGUGCCGCAGUGUUCGUGCCACAUGUGACUGAGGUCUACAAAGCCCCCACCUCAGCUGCAGCUUCUGAGGGUGCCACCAACCCUGUCUGUACUGUGCGGUUCUUCCCCAGCACAGUUGAACACACUCUGGAGUGGGCCCGAAAUGAGUUUGAGGGGCUCUUCCGACUGUCUGCCGAGACCAUCAAUCGCCAUCUACAGCCAUCCACUUCCCUGGCAGACAUAGAUGGAUCACAGGUACUGGAUGUCCUGAGGGUACAUCCACAGACCUGGCAAGACUGCGUGGUGUGGGCACGUGGCCAAUGGCAACUAUGCUUCCAUGACAGCAUCAUGCAGCUCUUGAAGUGCUUCCCACCUGAAAAGGUGCUUGAGGAUGGUACUCCCUUCUGGUCAGGUCCCAAACGGUGUCCGCAGCCCCUGGAGUUUGAUGCCAACCAAGACAUGCACCUCUUUUACGUGCUGGCAGCUGCCAACCUAUAUGCCCAGAUGCACCAGCUGCCUGGCUCAAAGGAUCAGGCCUCACUCAGGGAGCUGCUGAAGGUGUUGCCAGUGCCCAGUCCCCAGCGCCUGGUCCCAAUUGUCACCAGUGACUUGGCUUCCACCAAGGCUUCCACCAAGUUUGGCCCUGAGCAAUUGAAAGAAUUGCACAAAGUCCUAGAAGUCCGCCGCAUGGACCCUCCCCUGCAGCCCCUGCUAUUUGAGAAGGACAAUGACAGCAACUUCCAUGUGGACUUUGUGGCAGCAGCGGCUAACCUACGAGCUCAGAACUAUGGGAUCCCACCAGCCAACCGUGCCCAGAGCAAGCGGAUUGUGGGGCAUAUUAUCCCAGCCAUUGCCACCACCACAGCAGCUGUGGCAGGCCUGCUGGGCCUGGAGCUGUAUAAGGUGGUGGGAGGGCCGAGGCCCCUUGGUGCCUUUCGCCACAGCUAUCUACACCUGGCUGGAAACCGCCUCAGCCGCUGGAUACCUCCUGCCCCAGCCAACCAGACGUUCUGUCACCUGACAUGGACCUGCUGGGAGCGCCUGAAAGUGCCUGCUGGGCACCCUGAGAGGACUCUGGAGUCACUGCUGGCCCAUCUCCAGGAGCGACAUGAGCUGCGGGUGAGGAUGUUACUGUAUGGCCCAGCUGUGCUCUACUCAGUAGGAUGGCCCCCUGACAGACAGGCCCAGCACCUGGCCCUCAAGGUGACGGAGCUGGUGCAGCGGGUGACAGGCCAGGUGCCUGAGCCUGGGAGGCAGGUGCUGGUGCUGGAGCUGAGCUGUGAGGGUGAGGAGGAGGAUACUGCUUUCCCGCCCCUACACUAUGAGCUGUGA
Molecule: messenger RNA, 3000 nt
Organism: Orycteropus afer afer
Lineage: Eukaryota; Metazoa; Chordata; Mammalia; Tubulidentata; Orycteropodidae
Gene: UBA7
Product: ubiquitin like modifier activating enzyme 7
Exons: 24
Coding region: 1-3000 (999 amino acids)
Biological process (GO): protein sumoylation
Cellular component (GO): SUMO activating enzyme complex; cytoplasm
Molecular function (GO): SUMO activating enzyme activity
Source: RefSeq, a predicted model, not a curated record